AUGUUCGCAUCCGAUCAUCAGUUUUUUCCCCUCAGAAUAUCCUACGGCCGUGCGAUGUUUCAGUAUUUACAGUUGGGUUUACGCGGAAUCACGCUUUUCAUAGCGAAGAUAUAUCAUAUCAUCAGUUUUGCAAUACGGAGGGAAACUCGUGUGAUUUAUCAGCACCAAGCUGUUCGUUACGAUCUUUACCCGUUGUCGCCCAUCACCAGACAUCGAUUGAGCCUCGUUAAGCGAAAGGUGAUGGUACUCGACCUUGAUGAAACCUUGAUCCACAGCCAUCAUGAAGGUGUGAUUCGUCAGACUGUGAAGCCUGGUACCCCUCCUGAUUUCAGCCUUCGUGUGGUGAUCGACCUUCAUCCCGUGCGAUUUUUUGUACAUAAGCGACCACACGUAGAUUAUUUUCUCGACAUCGUGAAUAAUUGGUUUGAGCUGGUUGUGUUCACCGCGAGCAUGGAGAUUUACGGUGCUGCAGUUUCUGACAAGUUGGACAAUAAACGAGGCAUUCUCAGAAGAAGGUAUUAUCGUCAACACUGCACGCUGGAGUUCGGAAGCUACAGCAAGGAUCUAUCUGCCAUUUGUGAUGACUUGUCUUCAGUGUUCAUCCUUGAUAAUUCCCCUGGUGCAUAUCGAGGAUAUCCUGAAAAUGCUGUGCCGAUCAAGUCGUGGUUUUCUGAUCCCACGGAUACAGCACUGUUGAAUUUGCUUCCCAUGUUGGAUGCUCUGAGAUUUUGCCAGGACGUUCGUUCUGUUCUCGGGCGUAACCUUCAUCUUCACCGUGUUUGGUGACCUUUGCGAUGCUUAAGAACCUUGUGCGAACGUUUUUCACUUCUGUGAGAAGGGAGCCGCGAUCAGCAUAUGCGAUCCGAUGUUCGGAGUAGUCUGCUGAGUUGUGUUCAAAUUAAACCGCCGAUUUGUUAGCGAUUCGGCCUGGGUCCCCGUUUGAUUACCAUUUUUUUCGUAUAAGAAGCGUGCUUCCGAAGUUCAAAAAUUUUUUCUUUCAUCUUUUUCGCUUCAAACCCAGUGAUGGUUUUCGAUUUCGAAAAGCUUUCUUGUCUUAUUGCUCAAGAAUCAAGAUGUAUUAUUUCGCGGCUCGUCCGUCCCAAUAUUUCUUUCGUCGUGUAAAUCUAGAUGGGUUGUCUCAUUUCGUAAACCCUGGUAAUAUCGCUGGAAGCAAUCUCUGUUCCUAAAUUUAUUUAUUUUUUACAUCGUCGGCAGGAAAGAACGAAGGCACUUCCUGAUUGUGUGAUCAUGGAAGUUUGCUUGAUGAGCCAGUUGUAUUUUUUUCUGUUUUCGUUCGUUGUUUCAUCGGAGAAUUCAUCCCCAUUUUUGACAGUGUCGUAAAUUUUUCCCGGUUUUUCAAAAUGUAUGUUCUCAUUUUGUCCGGAAACACGCAUCCUUAUUGUGAUAAGUGUAGCUCGUCUUUUAGAAGAUCAUCAGCAAUGAAAAGAAAACCACUUGUUUACUGUAGCACGGACAAUGACAUACUGUAUCUUCGCCGGUAAAUUCAUCGGAAUGAUUGGACUCCGUCAUGAUUUUGUACUGCUUGCAGACGUGCUGUGAGGUGGAAAGAAAUCUUUUCUGUGAAUUCAUACGAUUGCUCUCCCUGUAAACAUGGGGGUUGUCCAUGCGAAGUCGAAGACCCCUGGCGAUGAAAUAAUCGAAACACGAAUACUGGAUACAUCAUCCCUGAAAGCCCGCGUGGAUCGAAUUCACGUCCAGGGACUGCAACGAACUAAAGAUGACUUCGUGCAAGCAGCCGUCGCCCCUUUAAUGGAGGUGACGGAGAUGAAUAACCUGUUUUUGACGGUGAACGAAGUGCGGAACACCCUUGGUCAGCUGGCAUGCUUCAAAAGCGUUGCUGUUGGAAUCGAUGUCUCGGGAACGACACCCGAUGGCGUCGAGGUCUGGUUUUAUGUUGAAGAGCUCAAACGUCAUCGAGGAGGCUUCAAAGCACAAGGCGGCAAUAACGAAGGCAGCUGCGGCAUUGGGUUCGAUUCAGUAAAUUUUAAAGGAAGGGGGGAAAAGGCGUCUUUUAGUUACGAAUAUGGCACUCGGAAAACUGCAUCUUUUGCACUGGAUGUUUCUAAGCCCCUGGUCGACCUAGGAUGCUCAAAGUUAGCUGCCAGUGCUUUCUCAACAAAUUCCAUCUCGCCUUCAUCACUUUUCCGGUUGACGUCCCGAGGAUUAAGUCUUGGACUAGACCUGUUCCCAUUCUGGGACGUUCAACACCGCGUUUCUUGGGAUGGCUGUUGGCGUGACCUGAACUGCAUGAGCAUCGACACGCCGUUUAGUGUUAGAGAGGAAGCAGGUCAUUCGUUGAAAUCAGGUCUCAGGUAUUCCGUCUCCAAGGAUUCCCGAGACUCGAAAAUGCUUCCGACCGAAGGAACCCUGUGGCGGCUUUCUUCAGAGGCGUCUGGUUUCGGUGGUGACGUCGGUUUUCUGCAACAUGGGUUCGAUUAUCAGGCAAAUUUUCGUGUCCUCGGGAACUUAGUCGGGCAAGUUGGACUUUCUGGGAAUGUGCAAUAUCAGACUCCGUGGCAGACAAGCAUGUCGCUGAAAGCUCCUCAAAUUUGCGAUCGAUGUUUCAUGGGAGGUCCUCUAGAUGUCAGAGGCUUCCGCAUAAACGGUGCAGGACCACACGCAGAUGCGGCGGCGCUCGGAGCGUCCACGAAACUCGCCUAUGGUGCACACAUUUACUUUCCAAUGCCGGGCAUUUCCCACUAUGGGUUUUCGGAUUCCUUCAGGUUCCACGCGUUUGCUACUGCUGGGCACAUCGGGGAACUUCAAGAAAAACCGAAUUUUGAAGAACUUCGACAUACUCUGCGGCAGAAUUUGCGAGCAUCUUGUGGCAUUGGUAUGGUACUUCGUCUAGGCGACAUGGCCCGUCUAGAACUGAACUACGCCCUGCCUAUGAUUUGGCAAAAUGGUGAUCAACGCCAACGAGGAUUCCAACUUGGAAUCGGAGUCGAUUACUUGUGAAUGCAUAUGCAUGUCUUAGGACCGCAUGUGCUCCAUAGUGCGGUCGUGGUUGGAUACGCGUCCGUAGUUGCAUCUGGGGGUUUUCCUGACCAAGGUUGAACCAGUGUCGGCCGUUGAUGCCGUGAUUGUAAAGGUGCGCGGUUAUUUCGUGUCCCGCGAACCUUUGUUUGCUUCGUGUGUGGAGAAUGAAACGGGACUAGUGAUUCGCUGUUCAAAAUCGCAUUAAUUCAUCUUUAAAGACCUAUUUUUGGUGAGUAAAAAUCUGUUGAAUCGUUUCGCAUUUGGUACAGUUAGUGCUGCUGGGGUGAGAGGCAGACCGUUAGAAACUGCGGAAUGUGUGUGGUAUGUGGGGAUACAUUUUAUGAUCCAAAAAAUAUUAAAUCAGUUAUGUGAGCCAUAAGUGUUUCUCUUCCGUUUGAAAAAAAAUGGGGCUAAUAAAACCUUCAUGAUCUUA
Notodromas monacha is the source of this 3433-nucleotide messenger RNA. The record is from the annotation of a GenBank genome assembly. Lineage: Eukaryota; Metazoa; Arthropoda; Ostracoda; Podocopida; Cyprididae.